Penicillium atrosanguineum is the source of this 1374-nucleotide messenger RNA. Its product is annotated as glycoside hydrolase family 76 protein. The transcript is spliced from 4 exons. Gene Ontology annotation, biological process: carbohydrate catabolic process; fungal-type cell wall biogenesis. NCBI's taxonomy places the organism in Eukaryota, Fungi, Ascomycota, Eurotiomycetes, Eurotiales, Aspergillaceae. Gene Ontology annotation, molecular function: mannan endo-1,6-alpha-mannosidase activity. The coding region runs from base 1 to 1374 and encodes 457 amino acids. The record is from RefSeq and is a predicted model, not a curated record.
AUGCGUUUUCUUGGCCCCUGGAUAUUGUUGAAGGGACUUCUAUUAUCAUUCAUAAUAUCCAGCCCCGUGAAUGCCAUUGAUCUAGAUCUCAGCGAUGAGCAGUCUAUCAAAAAUGCCGCCAGCACAACUAUCUACGCGAUGAUGACAUACUACAAAGGAAAUGAGACCGGGCAUAUCCCUGGAGCUUUUGCAAGUAAAUGGUGGGAAGGAUCGGCCCUCCUCAUGGCCUUGCUUCAGUACUGGCACUUCACUGGCGACACCACAUAUAAUGACGAGCUACGUGUUGCAUUAGAGUGGCAGUCUGGUGACGAUGGCGACUACAUGCCGGCUAACUACAGUAGCUACCUCGGCAAUGACGACCAAAUGUUCUGGGGACUUGCAGCGAUGAUGGCGGCCGAACUACAAUUUGCAGACUCUUCCACUGGAUUUUCCUGGCUUUCACUUGCCCAGGGUGUCUUCAACACCCAGGUCAACCGAUGGGACAUGAAUUCUUGCGACGGAGGAAUGCGGUGGCAAAUCUGGCCCUACGAGUCCGGCUACACGAUGAAGAAUUCAAUCUCAAACGGUGGUCUUUUCCAGCUAUCUGCCCGUCUUGCCCGUUACACUGGCUCGGAUACUUAUUCUAAAUGGGCAGAGAAGAUCUGGGACUGGACUUUGACUACGCCUUUGAUGAGCAACUCGACCUGGAAUGUUGCCGACUCUACAAACACCGAUAACGAUUGUGCCACUCAGGGAAAUACACAAUGGUCAUAUAACUACGGUACUUUCUUGAUGGGUGCCGCGUACAUGUACAACUAUACAAACGGUAGCCCCGUCUGGCUUACUGCCGUAAACGGCUUGAUGAAUCAAACAUUCGACCAUUUCUUCCCAGAAAGCAACGGUGGAAUCUUCGAGGAGGUCGUAUGUGAGCCGUCAGAGGUAUGCAAUGAUAACGAGAUACUUUUCAAAGGUCUUGUGUCUUCCUGGCUAGCAUUCACGGCUCUCUUGGUUCCAUCCACCUACGACACGAUUUUGGCCAAAUUACAAACAUCUGCUACAGCGGCUGCAUUAUCCUGCACGGGACACAACAACAACACAUGUGGUAUUCGUUGGUAUAAGUCCGAAUACGAUGGCUGGAUCGGAAUGGAAGAGGAGAUCAGCGCCUCAAACAUUUUUCUUGCAAACAUGAUCCCCUAUGUGAGCAAGUCGCCCGUUACUUCGAGCACUGGCGGGAACAGCACAAGCAAUCCGACGGCGGGCGAGAAUGACACCAGCUCUGAUACGACGUCAACAACAACCAUUACUACUGGAGAUAGAGCUGGUGCUGGUAUUCUCACUGCCAUUUUUAUCGCAGCGUGGGUAGCAUUGAUGGGCUGGACUGUAAUGGGUGGAUAG